Molecule: messenger RNA, 1890 nt
Organism: Glarea lozoyensis ATCC 20868
Lineage: Eukaryota; Fungi; Ascomycota; Leotiomycetes; Helotiales; Helotiaceae
Exons: 1
Coding region: 1-1890 (629 amino acids)
Source: RefSeq, a predicted model, not a curated record
AUGAUCUCCUCUUCUUCGCGGUCUUCAACACCCAACCCACGCGCCGACUCCCCCCACGCUUCUGGGCUCAGUGCCCGCCCUCGCAAUCGAAGACUCAACACCCUGGGGGACGGCCAGGAACUUGGAAGCACAUCUGGAACCUCCACACCAGGACCCUCGAGCAGAGCGGCAAGUCCCAUACCGGCGAAGCAUCCGAGUCGAAAGAGUGGUGCUGCCCCGAGAGAUACCAGAGACAAUGGGACGAUUGUUGGAGGACAUCUGGCGCCUGGGGGUAGAAAUGGCCAGAGAAUUGGGAGCGGGACAAAAAGUCCCCUAGGGUCUUGGAAUACUGGAUGGAUGAGCACGGCUUUUCAGCAAGUAGCGAACUCGGUAUUGGGAGGCAUUGCCGGGGACGAUGGAGGGAGUAACAGCCACCGAAGCCAGCGGACUCGAAGGGUCGGUAGCGGCCCUAAGAUAGCAGCGCCGACUGAAUGGGGGGCGGCACCCGAUACCGAUAAAUUACAGGAAGCGGAAAUUGGCAUGGGCAGUACGAAGGAGAGGGAGGCUGCCGUCAGAGCGAAGAAGACACAGCGGAUCUUGGAAGGGAGGGAUGACGAGAACAAUAUUCUAGAUACCAAUGGGCAUUACAAGCGCAGGACGUCGAGCGAUCAUCAAAGGCAGCCCAGCGAACAGGAGGAACAUGCAUUGGUAUAUAUACACCAUGUAACACCAACCGACACCUUUGCUGGUGUGGUGCUGAAAUACAAUUGCCCGAAAGAAGUAUUCAAGAAAGCAAAUGGCUUAUGGUCAGAAGGAGGGCUAGCAUUCCGGAAAACGGUCGUAUUACCAGUAGAUGCGUGUACAGUCAAAGGAAGACCAUGCGACCCUCCGACAGACUCACCAUACGGGGUUGACCUUUUAGCCCCUACGCCUGCAAUAGAGGAACCGCCCUUUACAAAUGGUGAUACAUAUCAAGCAGACCCAUUCACUCCGGAUCCAUCUGUAGAGCGACCGGAAGAUAACGAGAAUCCCUGGUCACAUGUUCGAUGGGUCUUGAUAGAUUCUUCGCCAACGUCCAAACCAGUUGAAAUCGCUCGAAUGUCACGGAAGGCACUAGGAUACUUCCCUCCCCGGCGGAGGAAGAGUGUUAACCUACGAUCUGGGCUUUCUACACCACGCGGGUCAAUUGAUCAGAGCCGCAUGUCAUUAUUAUCACAAUCUCCGUAUGACCACUCAACUAGCACCGCCAGUACUCCCACUCGAAGGACGAGCAAUUUAGGGCCGCGACCAUCACAACCAAUAGGAUCAGCCGGUAGUUACUUUCCAAAUAUUCAAUCCAGCACACGUUCGCGCCGCGAAAGCGUAGGCGAAGCUGCGGAUCGACUAGGUUGGAUGCGAGGACCUGGAGGUGUAGGUACACUUGGUCCUAAGAUUCGAAGACCCGGGCCAGGAAAUGAUGGACUUAACCAGUGGGCGAAAAAGCAUUUCGCGCUUGCUACUAUAGACUCUCACUCAACUUCUAUCACAGGGGCUGAAACUGCGCAUUUCGGGUUUGGCGACGAACUUGCUGCUAUUGCUGAAGGAGGUCUCAACGGGCCAGUCAAUGGACCGGCUGGUGUUGCCACGUCUGGUGGUGGUCAAAAUAUUGGGUUGGAGAAUGCUGCCGCUGCUGUCGAAGGCUUCUUCCGAAAGUUGAUUGUUAAUGGACCGGGUACACCAAGACUAAACGCGAGAGCAGACAGUGAUCUGAUUGAGCUACUUGAUGGAGCGGGAAGUGAUGAUGGCCGCGGCUUUGAGAUCACUCCCGGUCGGGUAAGAAGCUCGACGCCUAUGGGCAGUGGGAGAGAAGACUUAGAUGGUAUGAUACGUGGAAGAAAUAGCGCAGGUGCCAAAGGAGGGAAGAGUGAUUGA